AUGCCUUUGUCCUUGUGUUGUCAGCGGCCCGUCACCAUUAGUCCGCCGGACUUUUUCAGCCCCUUUUGUGCCUCGCCUCCCAACCCCCGGGGGUUCAGGUGUGAAGUUCCUGCAUAUGAUGACGAUAGCAUCGUUUUUUUUCUUCUUCUCCGAAAUACCUCCCUCUCUCUGUCACACACAGCUACAAGUUCAGCCCACCUGGAGGACCUGGCAUACCUGGACGAGCAGAGGCACACUCCGCUACGCACGUCGCUGCGCUUGCCCAGACAGAGCACCACCUGCGGGCCGGGUCGCUCCGGGCAGGACCUGAGGGCUUCCGCUAAUAACACCCAUGCCUGGCAAUCCCAGUCACUGCGUUUUGCGCCGUAUCGGCCUCAGGACAUCGCCCUCAAACCCCUGCUGUUCGAGGUGCCCAGCAUCACCAUGGACUCGGUCUUCACGGGCCGCGAGUGGCUCUUCCAGGAGAUCGACGCCCACCUCAACGGCCCCAACGGCGGCGCCAACCGCGGCGUGGCGGUGCUGGGCAACAUCGGCUUCGGCAAGACCGCCAUCGUCUCUCGCCUGGUGGCGCUCAGCUGCCACGGCACGCGCAUGAGACAGAUCGCCUCCGACAGCCCCCAGGCCUCGCCCAAACAUGGAGACGGGCUCCCUCUCACUCAGCCUCAGCCCACGCACGGCACCCUGGGAGGAGGCAGCUGCCCCGGGACCCCCGAGAUGAGGCGACGUCAGGAAGAGUCCAUGAGGAGGCUGGCGUCUCAGGUGGUGGCGUACCACUACUGCCAGGCCGACAACGCCUACACCUGCCUGGUGCCGGAGUUUGUGCACAACGUGGCGGCCCUGCUGUGCCGCUCGCCGCACCUCGUCGCCUACAGGGAGCAGCUGCUGAAGGAGCCGCACCUCCAGAGCACCCUGAGCCUGCGCUCCUGCGUCCAGGAUCCCCUGGCCUCCUUCAGGAGGGGCGUGCUGGAGCCCCUGGACGCACUGUACAGAGAGAGGAAGAUCAACUCUGAGGAGGACCUCAUCAUCCUCAUAGACGGUUUGAACGAGGCGGAGUUCCACAAGCCGGACUACGGGGACACCAUCGUGUCCUUCCUCACUAAAACCAUCAACAAGUUCCCUCCUUGGCUCAAACUGGUGGUGACGGUCAGAACCACAUUACAGGAGAUCACCAACUCGCUGCCCUUCCACCGCAUCUUCCUGGACGGCCUGGAGGAGAACGACGCCAUAGACCAGGACCUGCAGGGCUACAUCCUGCACCGCAUCCACAGCAGCCCCGAGAUCCAGAACAACAUCUCGCUCAACGGCAAGAUGGACAACACCACCUUCGGCAAGCUCAGCGCCCACCUCAAGGCCCUGAGCCAGGGCUCCUACCUGUACCUCAAGCUCACCUUUGACCUCAUCGAGAAGGGCUACCUUGUCCUCAAAAGCUCCAGCUACAAGGUGGUUCCGGUGAACCUGGCCGAGGUGUACCUGCUGCAGUGCAACAUGCGCUUCCCCACGCAGUCCUCGUUCGAGCGGGCGCUUCCUCUGCUCAACGUGGCCGUGGCCUCGCUGCACCCGCUCAACGACGAGCAGAUUUAUCAGGCCAUCAACUCCGGAUCGCUGCAGGGAACACUGGACUGGGACGACUUCCAACAGCGCGUGGACAACCUGUCCGUCUUCCUGGUGAAGAGGAGGGACGGCACCAGGAUGUUUGUGCAUCCCUCCUUCAGGGAGUGGCUGAUCUGGAGGGAGGAAGGAGAGAAGACAAAGUUCCUGUGUGAUCCGAGGAGCGGUCACACCCUGCUGGCCUUCUGGUUCUCUCGGCAGGAGAACAAGCUGAACAGACAGCAGACUAUUGAGCUGGGCCAUCACAUCCUCAAAGCGCAUAUCUUCAAGGGGCUCAGCAAGAAGGUGGGGGUUUCCUCCUCCGUCCUGCAAGGCCUGUGGGUGUCCUACAGCACCGAGGGCCUCUCGGCGGCUCUUUCUUCACUCCGAAACCUCUACACUCCCAACAUCAAGGUGAGCCGGCUGCUGAUGCUGGGCGGGGCCAACGUGAACUACCGCACGGAGGUGCUGAACAACGCCCCCGUCCUGUGCGUCCACUCCCACCUGGGCUACAUGGACAUGGUGGGCCUGCUGCUGGAGUACGGCGCCGCCAUCGACUCCCCGUCCGAGAGCGGCCUCACGCCGCUGGGCUACGCCGCCGCCGGGGGGCACAUGGCCAUCGUGACGGCGCUCUGCCGCAGGAGAGCAAAGGUGGACCACCUCGACAAGAACGGCCAGUGCGCGCUGGUCCACGCGGCCCUGCGGGGCCACAUGGAGGUGGUGAAGUUCCUCAUCCAGUGCGACUGGGGCAUGGGGCCCCAGCCGCAGUCCCCACAAAGCCAACACCAGGCGGCCUUCACCAAGAGCCACGCGGUGCAGCAGGCCCUGGUCGCCGCGGCCAGCAUGGGAUACACGGAGAUUGUGUCGUACCUGCUGGAUCUGCCAGAGAAAGAUGAAGAGGAGGUGGAGCGGGCUCAGAUCAAUGACUUUGACACCCUGUGGGGGGAGACAGCGCUGACCGCGGCCUCCGGUCGGGGGAAGCUGGAGGUCUGUCGCCUGUUGCUGGAGCAGGGGGCGGCCGUGGCCCAGCCCAACCGGCGAGGCAUCGUCCCGCUGUUCAGCGCCGUCCGGCAGGGACACUGGCAGAUCGUGGACCUUCUGCUCGCGCACGGCGCCGAUGUCAACCUGGCGGACAAGCAGGGCCGCACUCCUCUCAUGAUGGCCGCCUCGGAGGGACACCUGGGGACCGUGGAGUUUCUGCUGGCUCAGGGAGCCUCUCUGCCGCUGAUGGACAAGGAGGGUCUGACCGCUCUCAGCUGGGCCUGCCUGAAGGGGCACUUACCCGUGGUCCGCUGCCUGGUGGAGAGCGGCGCCGCCACCGACCACGCCGACAAGAACGGGCGCACGCCCCUCGACCUCGCCGCCUUCUACGGUGACUCGGAAGUGGUCCAGUUCCUGGUGGACCACGGGGCCAUGAUAGAGCACGUGGACUACAGCGGGAUGCGUCCCCUGGACAGAGCGGUGGGCUGCAGGAACACCUCGGUGGUGGUCGCCCUGCUCAAGAAAGGAGCCAAGAUAGGAUGCCAGACGCUGCCCAGUCGGCCCCGAGGUCCCGCCACGUGGGCCAUGGCCACCUCCAAACCCGACAUCAUGAUCAUCUUACUCAGCAAACUCAUCGAGGAGGGGGACAGCUUCUACAAGAAGGGGAAGGUGAAGGAGGCGGCGCAGCGCUAUCAGUACGCCCUCAAAAAGUUUCCACGCGAAGGCUUCAGCGACGACCUCAAGACAUUCAGGGAACUCAAAGUAUCGAUCUUCCUCAACCUGUCCCGAUGUCGGAGGAAAAUGAACGACUUUGGGAUGGCUGAGGAAUUUGCUACAAAGGCCAUUGAACUGAAACCGAAAUCGUAUGAAGCGUAUUAUGCCAGAGCACGUGCCAAGCGUAGCAGCAGACAAUUUCCUGAAGCCUUAGAGGACCUGAAUGAAGCCAUGAAGCAGUGCCCCAACAACCGGGAGAUCCAGCGGCUGCUCGAGAGGGUGGAGGAGGAAUAUCACCAGCUCAACCAGGAGGAGCAACUGGAGCUGGAGCCCCCGCCCUCCCCUCCCCCUACGCCUCCCCCAGAAGACGAGGAGUCCCUGUCCCUGUCCCUGUCCAUGCCUCUGCCCCCUCCCCCAGAGCCCCGCCUGGAGGACAUGGAGCCCGUCCAGGACCUGUUCGAGGACGAGGACUACCUGGAGCAGGAGCUGGAGGCCAUGUCCGCCGGUCUGCCCCCACCCGAGUCCCACAGCAACCCGUCCAGCCUGCCCGUCAUCCAGAGCCCGCCGCUCUCCCCGACCCACCACGACCACGUGUACUCGCCCAUGGGCCAGCCCUACGAGUACCACCCCACGUCCUCCUCCAUGUCCUCCCCGACCCGCGGCUCGUACCAGCCGACGUCGCCCUCCCUCUCCCCGACCCACCAGAACCACUAUCGCCACAGCCCGCCUCAGACCUCCCCGGUGCACCAGUCCUCCUACGGCUUCGGCUCGGCCUCCGUGUGCGCCGGGGGUCAGGCGGCGGACCGCCAGAGCCCGCCGCCUUCCCCUUUGCGCCGCAGCGCCCAGUACCGGGCAAGCCCGCCGGUGGAGAGCGUUUGCCUCUACAGGUCCCAGUCCGGGUCGCCCGUGCGCUACCAGACGGAGCAGCUCCCGGGCCGACCCAAGUCGCCGCUCUCCAAGAUGGGCGGCCAGCGUUCGUUCCAGCUGAGCUCGCAGCCCUCCCUGUCCUCGCAGCACCACCAGGCCCAGGGCCUCCGCCUGCAGCCUUCGAUAGCCCAAAUAGUCCGCACCAGCCAGCCCAGCAACAGCAUCUACCAGAUGGGGCACUCCAUGGGGGGCCGCUACCAGGGGGUCCCGGUGGACGUGGAGAGCCGGCUGGUGUACCAGCCCUCCCUGGACGGCCGCUCCAUGCCCCAGGUGCAGCCCAGCCUCAGCUCUGGGGCCCUCUGUCAGCACGGCGGCCGAGGAGGGGCUAUGGAGUCGGGCCUGUUGAAGGAUGAGCUACCCCAGCGCCCCUCCUCUGCCUACCGCGCCGGCAGCGGGGGCCCGGGGGGCAUCCGUUACAGCCAGACGCCCCAGAUAAGCCGCAGCCAGUCGGCCGCCUACUACCCGGUCUCGGAGCACGUGCUGGAGCGGGCCAACGCCAUGCCCUCCCACCAGCUGGGCUCCCCCGAGGUCCCGCACAUGGCGAGGCGCCCCGUCAGCGCCAACACCGCUGAGAUGAAGCCGCACGUGCCCACCCCCAGGCCCCUCAUCCACUCUCAGAGUGUGGGCCUCCGAUUCUCCCCCUCCAGCAACAACAUCUCCACCGGAUCCAGCGCAAACUUGGCCCCGGGCUUCAGGGCGUCCUCGUCCAUCCAGCAGAUGGAGAUCCCCCUGCAGGCCACCUACGAGCGCGCCUGCGACGACAUCUCCCCCAUCUCCCCCUCGCAGGGCGGCGGGGGGGGGCUGUACCCGGGCGAGAGCGCGCGCUCUCGGAGCACGCCCUUCAUGGGCAUCAUAGACAAGACGGCGCGGGCUCAGCAGUACCUGCACCAGCCCUCGCGCUCCAGGGCCAUGGCGUCCAUGGACUCGGCCGUCAGCCCCACCUCGCCGGGCCAGCUGGUGCAGCAGGGCUCCACCUACAGCCCCCCCGCCUCGCUGGGCAACAUGGCCUACUACAACAAGACCAACAACGCCCAGAACGGCCACCUGCUGGAGGAGGACUACUACGCCCAGGCGCCCUCGCUGGGCAAGCUGGCCAACGGCUCCCGCGGUGGCGGCGGCGGGGACAUCCUGGAGCGGGUGAGCCAGGUGCCCACCUACCCGGACGUGAAGGUGGCGCGGACUCUGCCCGUGGCACAGGCGUACCAGGACAACAUGUACCGCCAGCUGUCGCGUGACUCCCGGACCCAAGGCCCCAGCUCCCCCAUCAAACCAAAGAGACCGUUUGUGGAGUCAAACGUGUGAGGGUCCGUCCGUGGUCGCUGGGUCGGACUGGGCUUGUUCGUGGGAUGGCAACAACAACAACAACAACAAACAACAAAAAGAAUUGCGCUCGAUGCUGCUGGCCCGGGUGCACGUGGACAAACUGAUCGCAGACAAGUCAACGGGAGACGGAGAGAAAACCACACACACACACACACACACACACACACACACACACACACACACACUGACAUUAUCCCAAAAUAACCAACGAGGAGAUUUCUUUCAUUGAUCACAUUCUGCACACCGGUGGGACGGCGUGAGGGUCCUACGUUCUGAUCUCACGGGGAAUCAAAGAACAGCGCACAUCCAAAAACGCCGUGUGGCACAAAGGACUCGAGUGAGGAGUGAAAGUACUGAUCAUCGGACUCCGUAUCCACCCUCCGUUCUGUCAAAGUGUGCUCUUAACCGAGGUUGCUAGUAGGCUCUAAUUAUAUGUAAUACAAUAUUAUAUGUUCAAUACUGUACAUUGCUCGGAAAACACAAAUGGCUCAACAACUCAGUACUUAGAGAAAAAUGACAAUAUUUAUAAGUAAGUUAUAUAUUGUACAUAGAAAGGAAACCUAGUUUGCGUUUGAAUUGUGUUCUGUUAACCUUGCCUUUGUGUCCCACUGCUAGUCGUAUGGAUGCGGAAAACCCAGCAAAGGUGAGGAAUGAGGGACAAUGACCAACUUUGAGUGACACACUUACCUCUAUUGGGGCCAAAUAAAAAGAGAUUUUGUUGUGGUUCAAUGCGAGGAUUUGCUUUCUCUGCUGCAGUACAUCCUCGAUGACGGCAGUAGUUUAAUCUACAGGUUGUUAUUCGUGCUGCAAAUAGAGUCGUCAAAUAGGCCCAAUAUGAUCCAGCGCGACGUAUUCAAAUGCUGGGGUUUUUAUUCUGACCAACAAUCUCAGUGAGCGCCGUACAACGCGGAGAAAAACAUUUGGUCCGAAUGAAAAAAAUCAAACAAUUUCUGCACACGUUUUUUUUUUUUUUGUGGUUGAUUUGAAUCAUUUUCAACCAGUAACUUUGCCUCAUUUCUUUUAGGUUCUAUACUUCAAUUUUAUUAGGACAAUCAUUGCAUCGUAGACCUCAGCGUCUAGGCUGCAGUCUCUUGACAUUUUUUUUCCCGACAUGGUGGACCAGCUCCCUGUGGAUGAACUGCUUUGCUCAAUCACCUGCUCACAUAAACAGACAAAGCCUCAGCCGCCGACGCUUCGUACAAACAGGUUUUAUUUUUUUUCUUUCUUCGUAUCUCUGUAGACGUACGUUGAGGACAGGUGUUGUUCUGUAUGUUGCCUUCGAGUGCGAUGCAUUGGUUUUUCCAAUGCGGGUCCACUGGGGCAUCUCGUCACGUGGCACGCGAGCAUCAAAGUUCGCCUUUGUCCCUCUUCCGCAGGGUGUCGCGCUGUGUGUGUGUGUGUGUGUGUGUGUGUGUGUGUGUGUGUGUGUGUGUCCCUGAGAGAGAACAUCAGCUGCUGAUGGGGCUUCAUGGAUUGUGCUCAGCGAAAUAAAAGCAAAGCAAAUGCAUCCACACGACCAACCGUAACCGUUUCUCCCUCUACUGCAUUAUUCUGUGUUGUUUCUUUUUACCCACAAUGCAUUUUUAUUCUGCCACUUCUGCACUAAAAAUGCCUGUUAAGUUCUUAACUAAGGGUGCACUUUAUGUAAUUUACUUAGUUUGUUGUUACGAUUGUUGAAAUUUAGAGACAGUGAGUGUGUGUGUGUGAUCGGGCAGACCUCUGACCAGUGAUACCAGACUAUAAUAGACACUCAUGUUAUUAUUAUUAUUGGUGUAUGAUUUACAAAGCAGUGAUGAAUGACAAUAUGAAGAGCAAACGACGUUUUUAACACGGUGAAGAUGUAUAGACUUUCUAGCACAAGUUGUAAAUACUGACUCAGAUAUUCCAUUCACUUCAGCUCGGGUUUGAUAGUGAAGCAAGUCUGUUUCAGGAGGCCGAUCAUAUUUAAGUAUUCCACAUCUUUAAAAGCAAAUAUAUACAUUAAAGUCCUCUUAUCUCUCAAUCAGCCAGUCUAAUCCACUGGUCUUGCGCACAUCUUGAAAUAAAGUCGAAUCUACUGCAAAAAAAAAAAAA
Messenger RNA from Pungitius pungitius (ninespine stickleback), 7605 nucleotides. It is a transcript of the gene tanc2b, whose product is annotated as tetratricopeptide repeat, ankyrin repeat and coiled-coil containing 2b. Gene Ontology annotation, molecular function: protein binding. Gene Ontology annotation, biological process: regulation of dendritic spine morphogenesis. The record is from RefSeq and is a predicted model, not a curated record. Lineage: Eukaryota; Metazoa; Chordata; Actinopteri; Perciformes; Gasterosteidae. Gene Ontology annotation, cellular component: dendritic spine. The transcript has 24 exons. The coding region runs from base 1 to 5511 and encodes 1836 amino acids.